AUGGUCAGGGUUUGGCGACUGAAAACUAGGGUAUCUACACGUAAUUUUCCCAAAGUCAGGGUUAGACGACUGAAACGAGGGUAUCUACCCGUACUCUUCCCAAGGUCAGGGUUAGACGACUGCAAACGAGUAGAUUACGAAUAUCCAUAUCUAUCUAUCUAUCUAUCUAUCUAUCUAUCUAAGACUUCUUAUCUAUGUCAUAAUGUUUUAUCUAUUUUAGAGUGUUUUUAUCUAUCUGUCUAUCUAUCUGUCUAUCUAUCUCAGAGUCACCUUUCUUUGUCGACAACAAAUUCGUUCAGAUGUCUACUCUUUCCUUCUCUUUUUUUCCUUUUUUUCUUUUUCUCCCUUCCUUUUUUCUCUCGUUUUCUUCUUUCUUCAUCCUCUCUAUCGCUUUCCGUCUUUCUCCACUAUCAUCUUGCUCUUCCUUGUUCUCACUUUUUUUUCCUUUUACCGUCUUCCUUUUUCUUUCUUUUUCUCUUUGUUUCUACGCUUUCUCCUUGUCGCAUCCCUCCUUCCUCCAUUCAUUUCCCUACUUUCUUCCUCCUUUGUACUGCUGCCUCUUUUUCUACCUAUUCAUCUCUCACACUUUUUUUACUCACUUUUCUUUUUUUCUUCCUAUCUACUCUUAUUUCUCGCCUUUUAAAUAUAAUACUUUUCCUUUUUCUUUUUAUUCUCUUUUUACUUUUUCGCGUCCCUCUUUCAUCUCUUGUUUCACAUUUUACCACCUCUUUCUUUCCUUCUUCUGUGUCACUUCUAUUCUGUUUCAUCAGCUUUAUUCGGAAUGACGACCUCUCUCAGAAAGAAACAAAAGGGAGAUAUCUCCAUUUUGCUUCUUAUGAGAAAGGGUUUUAUUAUCUAUCUAUCUAUCUAUCUAUCUAUCUAUCUAUCUAUCUAUCUAUCUCAAUCAUCAAUGAGGCUACUAAGAUUCAAAUCAAAGUUGACUGGAAAGCAAAAAGAUGGAAGGGGGGCAGCUCGCUCAGUUUGAACUCUAUCUAUCUAUCUAUCUAUCUAUCUAUCUAUCUAUCUAUCUAUCUAUUGGUUACAGUGUUUCCAUCUAUUUACGUAUCUAAUUAUCUAGCUGUGUUUGAAAUCUAUCUAUCUAUCUAUCUAUCUAUUGGUUACAGUGUUUCUAUCUAUUUAUAUAUCUAA
This is a messenger RNA of Acanthosepion pharaonis, 1149 nucleotides long. Lineage: Eukaryota; Metazoa; Mollusca; Cephalopoda; Sepiida; Sepiidae. The record is from the annotation of a GenBank genome assembly.